Molecule: messenger RNA, 756 nt
Organism: Juglans regia (Persian walnut)
Lineage: Eukaryota; Viridiplantae; Streptophyta; Magnoliopsida; Fagales; Juglandaceae
Exons: 2
Coding region: 179-526 (115 amino acids)
Source: RefSeq, a predicted model, not a curated record
ACCUAAUCAUAGUAUAAUAAUAUGCAUCGAAAGACAAAAAAGGAUGGCUCUUAGGUCUCUAUCUGCCCCUUUAAAUCAGCUUCCUCCGGGAUCUCACUGUCCCAGACUCCCAGUAAUUCAUCACAAAUUGAAUUGCCUUCCUUGUACAAGUUUGUGUUUCAGCUAAUUAAUUUCCACGAUGAUGAUGGGUUUUCUGAAAAAGUUUAUGGCAGCAGUACUGGUGGGAGUAUUCCUUCUCGUGGGUGUUCUCCCAACAACUUCUGCCUUACUUUCUUCCGGCCUGAAAGGAGGCAGGAAGAGUUUAUGGCUAGUGCAGGGUAGAGAUGGCUCCAUGAAAAUGUUUCCCAGGGAAAAAGAAGGUGGCAACUCUGAAAGGGUGAACAUUGAUAGUAAUCAAUUACUGUUUUCAUUUGGAGGAGGGAUACGAAGAAAAUUCAUUCCGCCACCACCCUCUCCCAUGAGAAGUCGACAAUCAUCAUGGCGCAUGCCUGCACCUCCAGCACCUCCGCCGCAGAUUCCCUCCUGAUUAUCAUCAUCUAAUUAUAUAUGUUUCUGGUCCCUUUGUUCUGCGUUUAUACAUGCAUUCUCAGAAGGACAUGUUCAUGUUCAAAUUACGUGGUGCAUCUUAGGCAAGCAAGCCUUGUACUCUCCUGCUUUUGUUUUGUGUUUUUAAGGUGCUUGUUAAAAUGUUUAUCAGCCUUGCACUUUUCUGAUUAUUAUAUGUGAUGGAGCUUUCUUUAUCAUCAUUCCUACACA